Osmerus eperlanus (European smelt) is the source of this 1230-nucleotide messenger RNA. RefSeq lists its product as uncharacterized. The transcript is spliced from 2 exons. Gene Ontology annotation, biological process: DNA integration. Gene Ontology annotation, molecular function: nucleic acid binding. Bases 1 to 1230 code for a protein of 409 amino acids. Lineage: Eukaryota; Metazoa; Chordata; Actinopteri; Osmeriformes; Osmeridae. The record is from RefSeq and is a predicted model, not a curated record.
AUGUCUCGUCUGAAGCAAGGGAGGGACAUUCAGAAUGACACAGAAGAGAAACACCCACUCAUCGUCUAUGGUCGCAGCCACGUUGGUACUCUACUCAUCAACUACUACCACGAGAGGGUCAAGCACCAAGGCCGGGUUUUCACGGAGGGAGCUAUACGUUCUGAUGGCAUCUGGAUCGUUGGAGCCAAGAGAUGUAUCGCGAGACAUUUGUACAGGUGUGUGACGUGUAACAAGCUCCGAGGUAAGAAAACCGAGCAAAAACUGGCUGACCUCCCUUCAGAUCGGCUAAGCACAGAGCCGCCCUUCACCAAUGUAGGUAUCGACUUGUUUGGCCCUUGGAGUAUAUCGACUAGACGCACCCGUGGAGGUGCUGCCAACAGCAAGAGGUGGGCAGUAAUCUUCACCUGCCUCAGCGUGCGUGCUGUUCAUAUAGAGCUAAUUGAGGCCAUGGACACAUCGAGCUUCAUAAAUGCUCUUCGUCGUUUCCUUGCCAUCCGGGGUCCAGUGAAGCUGAGCCGCUCCGACUGUGGCACGAAUUUCAAGGGAGCCUGCACAGAACUUAAAGUACUCCUGCAAGAUGACAAGGAGCCCAAUGUCUCCAGGUUCCUCAACGAAGAAGGCUGUACAUGGAUCUUUAAUCCGGCCCAUUCUUCUCACAUAAGUGGUCCGUGGGAGAGGAUGAUUGGGGUCUCCAGGAGGAUUCUGGAUUCCAUGCUGUCCCAAAUCCAACCUUUUCAUCUUACCCACGAAGUUCUAUCUACAAUCAUGGCAGAGGUGUCCGCCGUAAUCAACGCCAGACCUCUGACCACCAUCUCAACAGAUGUAAAUGCUCCAUCUCUUCUUACACCUACCAUGAUCCUUACCCAGAAAAUCUGCAGUCCUCCACAACCUCCGGGGUGCUUUGUUGAUGCCGAUCUACACCGCCAGCAAUGGAGAAGAGUCCAGCACUUGGCCAACACCUUUUGGGAGAGGUGGAGGCGCGAGUAUCUCUCUACACUCCAGAGUCGCUCCAAGUGGCAAAAGAGCCAUCCCAACAUCAAGGAAGGAGACCUAGUGCUUCUUCGUGAUACUCAGGUGAAGAGGAUCCAGUGGCCCAUGGCGUUGGUCACGAAGACCUUCGCUGCAAGCAACGGCAAGGUCAGGAAGUUGGAGCUCAGGGUUUCCAGAGGAAGGACUUCCAAGACUUUCCUCCGGCCCAUCACUGAAGUGGUGGUCCUCAUAUCCCAUUAG